AUGGACUGCGGAUCAAACAAUGUUCUCGGCAAUCGGGUAAAGCAACACAUAGAAGAUGACUCUAUUUUACAGCCUGACGUCGUGCUACAAGUAGAUGGAGAGUUGUUUUAUGUCAACCGUCAUCAGCUUGCGCUUCAAAGUCCGUACUUCCGUGCUCUCUUCUUUGGCUGCGGGAUUGAAAGUAAUAAAAGGAAGAUAGAGCUAAAAGGGGUCUGCUUGCAGCAUUUCAGGGUGUUAAUGUAUCACAGCCAGACAUCCAUUCUCAGUUUGGACAGAGAAAAUGUUUUGGGGAUCCUCGAAACUGCAGAUUUCCUCCAGCUGGAGUGGGCUAAAUUGCUAUGCUGCAAGUUCCUUGAACGUGAGCUCCACCUCUGCAACUGUUUGGGAAUGAUGGAUUUGGCCUGGCAACGAGGCUGUUCCCAGCUCUACAGUGCAGCAAGACAGGUGGCUCUCACACAUUUCUCUGCUGUUGUCUCUCAGGAGGACUUCCUUUCCUCUUCCAAGGAAACUGUGGCACACCUUCUAGCUAGUGAUGGCCUUGCCAUUCAUAGAGAUGAUUUGGCCCUGGAGGCGGCCCUACGUUGGGUGUCAUUUGACAAAACACGAGAGGAACACUUUCUGGAGCUCAUGGAGCUGGUACGACCAGAGUCUCUGUCAUUGAUAUUCAUCUCUAAGCUUUUGGACACAAUGACACACAGUUCUGAUCCUAGAGCCAAACUUAUCUGCAUGCUGAAUGAACAUUUUCCAACUUCCUGGUCAAUGGGGAAGUCUCUAAAAAGGACUAGGGAGGCGCUCUUCGUCCUGGGUGGACCUCAUGAUCAAGAACAGCAGGCCUCCUACAAGUUUCAUCCACUUAGUGGGAGAUGGCAAAACUGCACACCUCUGCAGAGGAAGAACCUCACACAGUACUCAGUAGCUGCAGCAGGAGACAGUAUUGUUGUGACAGGAGGCCAUUUCCUUGACGUGCUGUGGUUCAGCGUGGACUGGGUCAGAAGAUACGAAUGUGGGAGCCAGCAGUGGGUCGAUGGCCCUGCGUUGCAGAUGUCCAGGCACAGUCACUGCUCCAUUGCCCUGGAUUCCCUUCUGUUUGUCUUGGGUGGCAGCAUGGAUGAAGGGCUUGUGGCUGAUGUUGAAAGACUGGUCCUGGGGUCAGACGGGGGUUGGGAAAGCGUAGGCUCCAUGAGUCGGGCGGUAGAAAGGGCAGCCGUGGCUGCUCUUGGCCAGUGUAUCUAUGUUGCGUGUGGCCUGGAUGAAAAUGGAGAGGCCUUUGGUGGAAUACAGCGGUAUGAUACCAAGAAGAAUCAUUGGGAUGUAGUAUCAUAUUCCCCUUUUCCACGGUAUGACUUGGUUGCCACCGAGCUCAAUGGUGCCAUUUACCUGUUUGGAGGGCAAGCUUUGCGCUUUGAUGUGGAGACAGAUGAGUGGACAAUUCUGCAUGAGGAACAUCUGGAGAAAAAGUUCUUCUGUGGCUGUACUACAGUCUGUGGCCAGAUAUUUUUGUUGAGUGAGAAAAAGGUAAACAAAGCACUGCCCAACAUGAUUUUAUUUGACCCUUAUGUGGACAAUUGCAUCAAGGUGGACAAUGCUAUACCAUGUCCUGUCCCGCUGAGAGGAUUUGUCACCAUUAAAGAGCUUACAUGA
This is a messenger RNA of Nerophis lumbriciformis (worm pipefish), 1641 nucleotides long. The record is from RefSeq and is a predicted model, not a curated record. Lineage: Eukaryota; Metazoa; Chordata; Actinopteri; Syngnathiformes; Syngnathidae.